Pecten maximus is the source of this 3626-nucleotide messenger RNA. RefSeq names its product manganese-transporting ATPase 13A1-like. Gene Ontology annotation, cellular component: endoplasmic reticulum membrane. Gene Ontology annotation, molecular function: P-type ion transporter activity; ATP binding; ATP hydrolysis activity. The record is from RefSeq and is a predicted model, not a curated record. Bases 16 to 3522 code for a protein of 1168 amino acids. The transcript is spliced from 25 exons. Gene Ontology annotation, biological process: intracellular calcium ion homeostasis. NCBI's taxonomy places the organism in Eukaryota, Metazoa, Mollusca, Bivalvia, Pectinida, Pectinidae.
UUCGGCAGAGGCAUCAUGGCCUCGUCGACACCACUAAACGAAGAAGUCCAAUCUGUUACUUGCUAUAAUAUACGACCGUUGUUAUUGCACGGAUAUAUAGGACCGUUCGUUUUGCUUUACAGCGUAUGGUUUUACUGCUGGACGUGCGUGUAUGGCCUUGAAGACUACUAUGAAGCUGGUUUGAUAGCACUUGCUUUCAUAGGAUUUUUACAGAUUUUGUCUUCUCUGUUUUGCCUUUGGUCGGUGGACGUCCGCUGCGUGCUUACAUGCUCAAAGGCAAAGGAUGCUGAUAGUGCUGACUGGUUGAAAGUUGUUCCCACGCCAAAUAAUGGAUCUACUGAGCUUGUCAAACUCCAUCAUGAUCGGAGUUCAACACCAAAUGUUCUGUCUUUCUACUUCCAAAAGAUGCAUUAUGUAUAUGAUCGUGAGGAAAAGAAACAGUUUGUACAAGUAAAGUUUCCUACUGACAGAACAGCAGGCUUUUUCUCAGAAUGGCGGGGCUACCAGGAAGAUUCCAAUGUGAAGGAGGUGGAGAAAAUCUAUGGACGAAACAUAAUGGAGAUGGACAUCCCCCAGUUUAUGGACUUGUUUCAGGAGCGAGCGACGGCACCAUUUUUCGUGUUCCAGGUUUUCUGUGUAGGACUGUGGUGUUUGGAUGAGUACUGGUACUACAGUAUCUUUACACUCUUUAUGCUCAUUGCAUUCGAAGCAACCCUGGUCCAACAACAGCUCCGCAACAUGACAGAGAUAAGGAAGAUGGGAAAUAAACCAUAUCUCAUACAGGUGUAUAGAAACCGACGCUGGCGACCUAUAAUGACCAAUGAGUUAGUGCCAGGUGACAUUGUCUCAAUAGGUCGUUCCCAGGAGGACCGCCUGGUGCCAUGUGACCUGCUGUUACUACGGGGACCAUGUAUUGUUGAUGAAGCUAUGCUGACUGGAGAGUCUGUUCCAGUGAUGAAGGAACCUGUUGAAAUCUUGGAGCCCAGUCAUGUGUUAGAUAUUGAGAUGGAUGGAAAGUUACAUGUGUUGUAUGGAGGGACCAAGGUGGUACAACAUACACCACCCAGUAAAACAGGACCAGGGCUAAAAGCUGGUGACAACGGAUGUAUUGCCUAUGUGUUACGACACAGUUUCAAUACCUCCCAAGGUAAACUCCUACGAACCAUUUUGUUUGGUGUGAAACGAGUGACUGCAAACAACUUAGAGACGUUUGUCUUCAUCUUAUUUCUGUUGGUGUUUGCCAUUGCUGCGGCAGCCUAUGUCUGGAUAAAAGGUAGUGAAGACCCAGAAAGGAAUCGCUACAAAUUAUUUUUAGAAUGCACUCUCAUUCUAACAUCUGUGGUCCCGCCAGAACUGCCUAUAGAGUUAUCCCUUGCUGUCAACACCAGUUUGUUGGCCCUCAGUAAACUCUAUGUGUAUUGUACAGAACCAUUCAGAAUUCCAUUUGCUGGGAAAGUGGAUGUUUGCUGUUUUGAUAAAACAGGAACUUUGACUGCAGACACCAUGGUAGUAGAAGGUGUAACGGGAAUGAAUGGGAAUGAGAUUUCACUUGUGAGUGACGCAUCCCUACAGACUGUCCAUGUGCUGGCCACCUGUCAUGCCCUAGUCCAGUUAGAGGAUGACCUUGUGGGGGAUCCCCUGGAGAAGGCCACUCUCAAGGCUGUGGAGUGGAAUUUGACCAAAGGUGAUACUGUGGUACCACUGAAGCGCAAGACACAUGGUCUCAAGAUAUUCCAUCGUUACCACUUUUCCAGUGCACUAAAACGCAUGUCUGUUAUUUCUGGGCACACCCCACCUGGCGCCAUGGACACAGAGUACAUUGCAACGGUAAAGGGGGCCCCGGAGACACUUAAAUCUAUGUUUAAGAGUCCCCCAGCCCACUAUGAUGCAGUGUACUUGGAGAUGGCACGACGGGGAGCUAGAGUUCUGGCUCUUGGUCAUAAAAGGCUGGGCAAUCUCUCCCAUCAACAGGUACGAGAUAUGUCCCGCGAGAAUGUCGAAUGUGACCUUGAUUUCUGUGGAUUUAUCAUCAUUUCUUGUCCACUCAAGUCAGACUCCAAAGCUGUUGUCAAGGAAAUCAUCAAUUCAUCUCAUCAUGUUGUCAUGAUAACGGGAGACAACCCAUUGACAGCCUGCCAUGUUGCUAAAGAGCUCCGAUUUACCAGAAAGACAACUGUCGUCCUCACACCUCCAAAUGACAAAGAUUCUGCAUGGCAUUGGCAGUCAAUAGAUGACAAGGUUAUACUACCAGUAAAAAUAGACAAUAUACGCAAAGAGCUGAUUGGUCAAUAUGAUCUCUGUCUGACCGGAGAGGCUCUAACUUACAUACAAGCAGACCCUAAGUUGAUGAGAAUACUUCUACCAAAUGUUCGUGUAUUUGCCAGGGUGGCCCCAAAACAGAAGGAGGUCGUCAUAACAACAUUGAAGAGCUAUGGCUACACAACAUUGAUGUGUGGCGACGGAACCAAUGAUGUCGGAGCACUCAAACAUGCCCAUGUUGGUGUGGCCCUUUUAUGUAAUGCUCCAGAAAAACCACCAGAGAGAAAGAAGCGCAGACCUGCUGAUGAGGGAUCGUCUGUGGAUGGAGAGGCAGGAUCAAGUGAAAAUCAAAACGAUAAACACUCAGUGAUGUCCCGUUCUAAGGGAGGAAGCAGAGCAGCCAAGCAGAGAGCUAUUGCAAGGGGAGAUAAUCUGGCGCCCGCACAGAAAAAACUUGCUAACAUGCUGAAGGAUUUAGAGGAGGAGGAGAAAGCUCAAGUGAUCCGAUUAGGAGACGCCAGUAUAGCUUCACCAUUUACAUCUAAACUGUCUACCACAAUGUGUAUUUGCCAUGUGAUUAAACAAGGGCGCUGUACCCUAGUGACCACACUCCAAAUGUUUAAAAUUCUUGCCCUUAAUGCCCUGAUCCUAGCCUACAGUCAGAGCGUCCUGUACCUGGACGGCAUCAAGUUCAGUGACAGUCAAGCCACCAUGCAGGGUCUUCUAUUGGCGGGAUGUUUUCUAUUUAUAUCAAGGUCAAAGCCCCUGAAGACGUUAUCCAAGGAGCGUCCACUGACCAAUAUACUAAACCUGUACACGCUACUCACUGUGCUGCUCCAGUUUUUUGUUCACUUCGCCUGCCUCGUUUAUCUGGUGCAGGGCGCCAAAGAGUUGGCUCCAUCGGUUGACAAGAUCGAUUUAGAAGCAAAAUUUUCACCAAGUCUAUUAAAUACUACAGUGUAUAUAAUAUCAAUGGCUUUACAAGUAUCCACCUUUGCCGUUAAUUAUAGGGGUGAACCAUUCAUGGAAAGCCUACGGAACAACAAACCACUAGUGUACAGUCUGAUGAUCUCGGCAGGCUCCAUAGUGGGUCUGGCCAGUGGCAUGUUUCCAGAUAUAACAGAACAGUUUGAACUAGUGGCCCUGCCAGAUGAGUUCCGCAAUGUUGUCCUUUCUACAUUGUUGGCAGAUGUUGUGGGUGCUUUACUUUUGGACAGGAUAUGUUUCUUUUUAUUCGGAAGAGGAAAACUCCGCCAAGGAUGAUGUGACACUAGGAACUUUUUAAUAAAUUGAAUUUAUUGUAAUGUAUGUACUUUUUAAUUUAAUGGAAAAUGAUGAUGAAUAUUAAAUUGUAUAUGGGAUCAAAA